AUGCCUUCUGAUCUAGAGGUUUCACUACAAACAGCAGCAUCGAGCUAUGGCAUCGAUCAUUUUUUAUCUGCCAUCAAGCGAACCCCCACCGUCUCAAGCAAUGAUGCACCUUUGCGGUUGAGUAAAGUGUUUAAGAAAAGAAAGAAAGCUACAGACAAAGAGGUGCCAAAAUUUGAUGACAAAAAGCCACUCGUGCUCCAACAGCCACUUGUGGCAACUACACAAGUGAUAUCUUUAUCGGAUCUUGUAUGUGCUGGUAAAGACAUCCCAAAAGACUUUUACCGAUGGAUGGCAUUCAACUGUCGCAUACUGCCUGAUAAUUAUACACACGAUGGUUCAGGGUUACUUGCUGACUUGCGGGCGAGCAUUGCCAUUGACACUGCACACAUUGACUGUAUUAUCUCAAAGAUCAAAACUGUGGUCCUUGUCUUUUGUCAAAACAACGACAGCGCUUGGGUGUCGGAUUAUAUGGAUGCGGCGGCUUCGCUUUUGCGCAUUGCACGCAGCUUGAACAUUGCUUCUGCACGUCAUCUGUUUCAGCAAAAGGGGGUAGCAAAAGAGCUGUACUCCGUCACACAUCCCGGCAUGGCCUGCAACUUACCAAAGCCACAUUCCAGACACACGACGCAGCACAUAUUUACAGGCGUCCGCUAUUAUGCGUAUCUGGUACGCGAAUUCGGUAUUCCAAUUGUUUGCUUGCCGACAAUGUUCAACCCACAAAUAAUGAACAAGAUUCCAGAAGACAAAUUCGUUGCCAUUGUCAGCUCGAUAGACAAGGUGACGCUCAAAUACAAACUCGCAUCUUUAUUUCGUCCCUUCAAGCCCAUAAUCCCGCUAAGCGUCAAAGAAAUAUUCGCGUUUGUGCAGCAAAUAAGUGAACAGCUUGAUUUGGAUACCCUAGAACCAUUUUGA
Molecule: messenger RNA, 912 nt
Organism: Zychaea mexicana
Lineage: Eukaryota; Fungi; Mucoromycota; Mucoromycetes; Mucorales; Lichtheimiaceae
Exons: 7
Coding region: 1-912 (303 amino acids)
Source: RefSeq, a predicted model, not a curated record